UGUCUUGGCCUCGGCCGACCAUUUGCACUGGAGCUGAGUGCCUACAGUCGAACAUUGGCCUCUAUGCUACGGUCUCAAAUUGAUCAUUGCGGAGAUCGAGUUAUUGACGGAAAUGUCAUUCCUGAUCGAGCAAAUAAUCUCUCGUGGCUGGCAGAUAUUGUAAACAAAUCUACAAAUGGCAGGGUCUUUGUUAGGGAUCUGCAAGUGGUUAGUGCUGCAUCAUCCAAAGCUUUUCUGAAAGAUGGCGACGUGGAAAAGCGAAAGCGCUAUCGAGCUCUCUGUUGGUGUCCUGAUGGAGGUCUAACCACGGAAAAAAUCCGUCUACUUGACACUCGUCUCCGUGAAUUAACUAACCAAUCCACAAACUCGGAAGGCAUUCAGUCAAAUUUGCAAUGGCCUCCUACGGAAGCCGCAUUCCAGACAGAUCUUGGCGCAGAAGUUGCCUAUCUCAGCUUUGGCCGAUUCACCAUUGAACAGCUCACACCCAUCAGAGUGCUCCAUCGUCGAGCACUCAUGACUCGGAAAAGGGAUAUUAUCUGGUUCAGAUUGGCAGACUUCACUACUAAUGUACUGAGGAGCGAUGCUCCGUUUGUGCUACGGGAGUUCGCUUCUCAGGCUAGUGUCUAUCCGAAGGAAGAACUCUUCCUCCUGGAGCUAUGUUGCGAUGCGGGUACUUACGUCAAGGAGUUGGUUCACGGGGACCUCGGUCGAACACAACCAAGUCUUUCCUCUCUGAUUGGCUCUCAGCUUGACCUCAUUUCUCUGGAUGUAAUUGCUGUGGAACAGGAUUGGCCCCCUAGAAUCGAAAAUGCCCUUGUAAAAACGAAAACUUAA
Molecule: messenger RNA, 834 nt
Organism: Rodentolepis nana
Lineage: Eukaryota; Metazoa; Platyhelminthes; Cestoda; Cyclophyllidea; Hymenolepididae
Source: the annotation of a GenBank genome assembly